CCACCACUAACAAUGGCGGAUGAUCAAGAUUUUGAAAUGUGGGAUGAUGAAUUCUUGGAAAAAGCUAUCCAACUAACCGAAGCUGCCGUUUGUUCCUCCUCUUCAAACCCUACUCAACCGCCACCACCACCGCAACAACUAUUCCCUCCGCCUCCGCCACCCCAUUCUGCUCCUCACAUCAGUUAUUCUCCUCCUAGAGAGUUGUCUCAGAGAGUGAAAGACGACAAUCAUAGAAACUUUCCCGAUAAGGGUUUUGAUUUCCCGGUCUCGUUGAAUGGAAUCAAUCAGGGUCUCAAUAGCAUGCCUCCGAUUCUUUAUUCUUCUCGAUUGCAUGACGAGAAUAAAUGUUCGAAACAGAAAGAAAUCAUUCGAUUGAAGCUGUUAUUUUUGCAGGAAGAGCUGGGAAGAGUGUCAAAGGUGCUUACUAACCUGGAACAAGAGUGUUUGGAGCUUAGGAAGGAGAGAGAUAAGAACGAGAUACAUCUUAGAUCAGUACCUGCAAAUGGAUCUAAAGAUGCUGAAGCUUUCUGUUCAAAGAAAUCAAACUUGAAAAAUAAAGAUCCUAUUGAAGGCCAUUCUGUCAUUCAACCAGUAACUAAAGGUACAAUCCCCUGCAAGGCGGUGGGGGUUCAGACUGAUGAACUUGCCAUAUCAACUGACUUGACAAUAAAGAAGAAUCAAUCAGUCACUUGCCCUUCAAGAAAGCUGGCAGGCAUUUGGGAACCACAAAGUGACCGACAACCUAAAACUAAUCUCGUUUUCAAGUUGUUUGUGGCUUGUGAAGCAGAUUUACAGGCCCUAUUUGGAUGCGUAGGUUUGAACAUGCCAUCUAAAAAGACCACAACUAAAAUGGACUGUUCGAAGCCUAUUUUUUCGCACAUGGCUCCAAACCACUGCUUUGAGGCUGCUGAAGCUGCAAAAGUAUCUCAUCUUUACUAUAUGCUAACAAAGAUUAGUAUUGACAUAGGAAGAUUGGAGGAUUUGUUAGAAGCAUUGCUUGAUCUCAUCUGUCUUCAAAAUAAGAUGAUUGUUCACAGAUCACUCCGGGUGCUGCAUGUGGUCUUGAAACACAUUUCGAGUAUGGAAAGCAAAUUGUGCAGCAGGGACAAUGUCAUUGUUAAUGACUCUUCCACUGUGAAUAGAAGUUCGGGAAAACAUUCUGAAAUGGCACAUCAAUUGUGUGGGAAUAUCACUGAGGUAUCUAAUCAACACCAUCCAGUUCUCUCAAGGCUGACAACUGCUAAUAAAGUUUGGAACAAGGACAGCUUGAGGGAUGAUUCCUCACUGUUGAUUCCUUGUUCAAAAUGGUUUUGUCUUUAUCAAAUGAUGCAACAAAUUGUCACAAGACAUAGUGAAGAAAUUAUAAGAGUGGAGGCAGUUUCGAUUAUGAAUAUUCUUCUUUUAAGAACUGAUGCUUAUGCGGAAAGGGAGAUGUACGGAGAGGUGCUGGUUUUUCAAAGUAUCUCUCAGCUAUUAAGAAAAGAAGCUGGGCUUGGUGUACAAAAGCAAACUGUUCGUCUUCUCUACCUCCUGUUAAAUUGUCCAAAGUUAAUGUCGAUCUUCUGCUCCUCUUGUAAAGAAGUGGGGACAACUGCUGAAGUUCUAACCACAAAUUCUGAAACUGUGCCUGCAUUUCACAGCUCAAGUGCUAUACUAGAUGGUUUAGCUGAUUGUUUAGCUUGUCGUAGAAAUGGUGCGCCGACCUUGGUCUUGAAACUUCAACGGAAUACCAUCAUUCUGCUGGCUUUCUUAGCAUCAUUAGGGAGACGUGGCUUUGAAAUUUUGUUGGGAUAUAAUCUUCCGAGAAGGACCAAUUUUCUUUAUUUGAUUCUGCAAAUUUUGGCAUCUGAAAUUGAUGUGGAGGCAUCCGAUCGUAUUCAACCUUUUGAUAAUUUCAGAGAAAGAAAGUUGGUAAUCCGUGAGGCACUUAUCCUUCUAAAUAGACUUGUAUCAAACUCUCAAUACUCAACAGCAGUUUUAUGUGUUCUUACAAAUAGAAGAGACAUGGCGUGCUUGACCAUGGACAUUGCUAGUAGGCUAUCGCAGAAAGGCAAAGGGUUGUGGCAGCCCGACACCAUGAGGGAAUCGGAGAUUGUGGAUUUGGCCCGGAUUUUCAAAAAGAGAGUGUUUGCUUUCGUAGAAGAUGCACAUCGGGAAAAAGAAGUUGAAAACGUAAAUGUGAAGGAAGCAACUUCAGAACCUGCGCGGAAGGUCCUCUGUGUUAGGAAAUGAUUUUCGUAACUAGCUAAGAGAAAGAGCAUUCACAAUGGAGCUUUUUGGACAUCUAAGCUUCGGACGAAAAACACAUCCUUUUGUUUGUGCAGUUAUAAGUUGUUUUUUGUGGGUCCCACUUUAAUUUUAGAAAAAGCUUCGACGAAAAAGCCCAGAUUUUGUAAGCUUGUCUCCUUUAGUUUGUGUAUUUGGGGUUAGGUUUUUGAGUAAAUGUACCACUGUUGUAACCCUUAUUAUCUCUUUUUUUUGUAUCUAGA
Messenger RNA from Cynara cardunculus var. scolymus (artichoke), 2489 nucleotides. RefSeq lists its product as uncharacterized. The coding region runs from base 13 to 2232 and encodes 739 amino acids. The record is from RefSeq and is a predicted model, not a curated record. The transcript has 12 exons. Lineage: Eukaryota; Viridiplantae; Streptophyta; Magnoliopsida; Asterales; Asteraceae. Gene Ontology annotation, biological process: DNA damage response.